This is a messenger RNA of Megalops cyprinoides (Indo-Pacific tarpon), 1536 nucleotides long. It is a transcript of the gene kcnj6, whose product is annotated as potassium inwardly rectifying channel subfamily J member 6. The record is from RefSeq and is a predicted model, not a curated record. Gene Ontology annotation, molecular function: G-protein activated inward rectifier potassium channel activity. The transcript has 3 exons. Lineage: Eukaryota; Metazoa; Chordata; Actinopteri; Elopiformes; Megalopidae. Gene Ontology annotation, cellular component: plasma membrane. The coding region runs from base 99 to 1340 and encodes 413 amino acids. Gene Ontology annotation, biological process: regulation of monoatomic ion transmembrane transport; potassium ion import across plasma membrane.
CCAACCUUCGUGAACCCUGGCGUAACUGUAAAACGGAGGAUCAUGAAUGAAUGAGCGCAGCGUCUAUCAAUUAGGCUCAAAUCCUUCUAGAAGCCCCAAUGGAGCAGGAUGUGGAGAGCCCAGUCACUAUCAGACAGCCUAAGCUGCCCAAACAAGCCCGCGAAGACCUGCCAAAGCAGCUGAUCGACAAGGACAGAGCCAAAAGGAAGAUCCAAAGGUACGUGCGGAAAGAUGGGAAAUGCAACGUUCAUCACGGGAACGUGCGGGAGACCUACCGCUAUCUGACGGACAUCUUCACAACACUGGUGGACCUCAAGUGGAGGUUCAACCUCUUCAUAUUUGUCCUAGUUUACACAGUCACCUGGCUAUUUUUUGGCUUCAUGUGGUGGCUCAUAGCUUACAUCCGUGGUGACCUGGACCACAUAGGAGACAACCAGUGGACUCCCUGCGUCAAUAACCUCAACGGCUUUGUCUCCGCAUUUCUGUUCUCCAUAGAGACAGAGACUACCAUCGGGUAUGGCUACAGGGUGAUCACCGACAAAUGUCCCGAGGGUAUCGUUCUCCUCUUGGUGCAGUCAGUGCUGGGGUCCAUUGUGAAUGCCUUCAUGGUGGGCUGCAUGUUCGUUAAGAUCUCGCAGCCCAAGAAGCGGGCAGAGACCCUGGUGUUCUCCACCAACGCGGUCAUUUCCAUGCGGGACGGCCGGCUGUGCCUGAUGUUCAGGGUGGGGGACCUCCGGAACUCGCACAUCGUGGAGGCCUCCAUCCGAGCCAAGCUGAUCAAAUCCAAGCAGACCAAGGAGGGGGAGUUCAUACCUCUCAAUCAGACGGACAUAAACGUGGGCUACGACACUGGCGAUGACAGGCUCUUCCUGGUGUCCCCACUCAUCAUCUGCCACGAGAUCAACCAGCACAGCCCCUUCUGGGAGAUCUCCAAGGCCCACCUGGCCAAGGAGGAGCUGGAGAUCGUGGUUAUUCUGGAGGGCAUGGUGGAGGCAACAGGAAUGACCUGCCAGGCCAGGAGCUCCUACGUGACGAGCGAGAUCAAGUGGGGCUACCGCUUCACGCCGGUGCUGACGCUGGAGGACGGCUUCUACGAGGUGGACUACAACAGCUUCCACGAGGUGUACGAGACCAACACGCCCACCUGCAGCGCGCGGGAGCUGGCGGAGAUGACAUCCCGUGCGCGCCUGCCCCUCACCUGGUCAGUGGCAAGCAAGCUCAACCAGCAGGUGGCACCGGAAACCGAGAAGGAGCAGCAGGAAAAGAGCGGCCAUGACGGUGAGGACCAGACAGAGAGGAACGGAGACAUCGCCAAUGUGGAGAACGAGUCCAAAGUAUAGGCGGAACGGUGGGGCGGCCAGUGAGGUCUUUCCUCACAUUGUCUCUCAGUACAAUGGACCUGUGUGCAGGGAGAAGGGGGAGGAGCCCUGGAAGUUAGGUCCAAUAGAAGAAGCAGAACGCCCAGGUUCUGCAACGCUAAGAGCAUCAGAUCAUUGCCCCACAGAAUGCGGAAACAGCCACCAUGGGACAUGAAAG